Messenger RNA from Somion occarium, 1103 nucleotides. NCBI's taxonomy places the organism in Eukaryota, Fungi, Basidiomycota, Agaricomycetes, Polyporales, Cerrenaceae. The record is from the annotation of a GenBank genome assembly.
AAGUCCAUCUUCACAUCCUGUUGCUGAACCUUCAGUACCGAAACCACUGAGUGAAUUUACGAGAUUCUUGAUCAUUACAGUCAAAUUCUUCUUGCGUAUAUGACCUGCCCCAUUUGUCUGGAUAUUUUGAAUAACCCGGUGUGUCCACCAUGUGGUCACCCUCACUGCCAGGGUUGCUUGACAUCCUAUAUUGCCAUGCAACCUGAUACAACAAAGGUACCAUGUCCUUCCUGCAAAGUCGAAUUCCACGUGGGCCCUUUGGAUCUUUCCUGUAUCCCUGAGGCUUACCGUCCUUUCCGUCCUUAUGCGUUGCCUGCCCUCCGGAGACUCUACCUUCCAGAACCUGAUGUCAAACUAACUGAUAAGUUGAGCGAGCUGGAAACACAACUUCUAGAUGCACGUGCAAAUCAAAUGGAUCUCCACGGGGAAAUUCUUAGUCGAGAUAGACUGAUUGAAUCCCUUUCUGACCGUGAGGCUGAAAUAAAACGCCGACACACGGAAGAGUUCAAGACUGAACGCAAGCGUUGGGAAAACAUGCUAGUGGAUCAAGAUCUAUGGUUUGAACGAGAGCGAAAAUGGGCAAGAGAGCAGCGAGAAGAUUUGUCACGGGAACUCAAGCAGGCUUCAGAACAGAUCCCUGUACUGCAAGAUGAAGUUAAUGCCCUUCGUCGGGAAAUCACUCGGCUGGAAGACUUACUUGUUCAGAAGGGAUCUCACGUACUCGUCGACUCUCCAGCCUCACCAACAUCUUCCUCGGGUCAUUGCACAUCUGAGCCUUCGUCUCCUUCAGCCGACUUUUCCUUGGAGACAUCGCUAACAUCUUCGUCACACAACCUCGAGUCUGCCUUGCCUCUAUCUGUAUCUUGCUUUGGAGCUGCGUCCGAACCCUCUAGGCCUUUCGUGUUUCACGCUCCUUUGAUCGACUUCUCUAAGCCCGGCCGCCAACAUACUAUUACCAAUGCAGAGAGCAUUGUUUCUGAUGCUUGAUAUUUAAUCUCAUGCAUCUUCUUAUGUCCUAGGGGCUCCAAUAGGUCCAUGCACAAAUAUGAUACACAGAUUAUUAUGACAUUUUAGGAAGAGGUAUCGAUAUGCAUUCCAUUCUC